Messenger RNA from Daucus carota subsp. sativus, 1311 nucleotides. RefSeq lists its product as uncharacterized. The coding region runs from base 147 to 1082 and encodes 311 amino acids. The transcript has 2 exons. The record is from RefSeq and is a predicted model, not a curated record. Lineage: Eukaryota; Viridiplantae; Streptophyta; Magnoliopsida; Apiales; Apiaceae.
GUGAAUCACUAAUUAUUAGACCCACACAUCAGAAAACCUGAACCGACAGCUCCUCAAUCUAAACCCCGGUCAAAAGUCAAAACCCUAACUCCUGUCGUUUCACUCUUCCAUGGCUCUGUCUUUGCUGAUUCAUCUGUAAAACCAAAAUGGCUCAAAAGCAGCUGCUUAAUUCCGUUCUUCGUAUUUGCAGAAUCACUAGAAUCCACCAACAUCAAAACCCUUUUAGUCAAAUCUUUAACACCACUACUUCUAUCACAAGAAAUGCUCAUUUUCCUUCCCCAUUUUUACCAGCAGGAUCACGAUCAUAUGCACGCGAACGGCGCACAGAUUAUGAUUUAUUUGGAAAGGGGAGGCCGGGAGAUAGUGACUUCCGGAAAGCCUUGGAGAAAGAGAUGGCUGAUGAUAAUACUCUUUGGACAGGAAGUGAGGAUGAAAGUGAUGACGAGAAUAAUCAAGGGCGUCUUGAGAGAGAGAUAAGGAAAGUGAAACAGCAAGCGAAGGAGAAUGCUGAUCUUAUUGAUGGUGACGAUAGUGAUGAAUUGUGGAGCGUUUGGUCAGGUGACGAGGAGAAGACACUAUGGACGGGUGAUGAAGGUGAUGAUGACGAUGAUAUCCCCACGGAACCUCACCCAAAUGAGAAGAGUGAUGCUUAUUUGGAUAAACUAUUUGAAUUUGAUGAAAAGCCAAAAUAUCGAACGAUUUCAGAAUUGUUAAAAGAGGAGGAAGAGCCGGAAGAAUUGUCUCCGGGAAAGCAAGCUAGAAAAAUUGCGGUUGAAAAUGCCCUCAAGAAACUUAAAAAGGGUCCGGAUGGUAGGUACACCAAUGUGUGGGAAGUCAUGAGUGAUUUGGACAUUCUUGUGGGAGCAUUUGAAAAUAUUGUUUCCGGCCCAGAAUAUGCCGAGCUUAGGAAGGGAGGUCCAAAGAGGUUGAAUAUGCAGUUUUUUAAGGAUAUUCAAGCUCGUAUGAGAGAUCCAAAUUAUAAGUUCUCCCCUGAGUUGAAAUUGAAACCAAAAAGUAAGCUAGUCCGUCGAAAGAAAUGGCAGAAGACGCAGUCCAGACGUAGGAAAGCUCAGAAACGUUAAGGUUGUGUUUCUGGUUUGUGAAGAUUAAAACUGGUUUUCUGUAUUUACUUUACAUUCUAGAGUUGUUACAUUUUGAACUAGUGGAAGCUGUCUUCGUCAUUAUCAUCGUGAUAGCUUCGUGAGGGUUAUAUGAUAUAGGGUAUUGAUAUUGGUUCAACUGCUUGUCUUGAAUGUACCUUAGUAUGUUUGUGAUAUCUGUUAAUUGCAUAAAUCUGCUUUUUGCUUUUCU